Trichoderma harzianum CBS 226.95 is the source of this 1023-nucleotide messenger RNA. RefSeq lists its product as hypothetical. The transcript is spliced from 3 exons. Gene Ontology annotation, biological process: regulation of DNA-templated transcription. The record is from RefSeq and is a predicted model, not a curated record. Lineage: Eukaryota; Fungi; Ascomycota; Sordariomycetes; Hypocreales; Hypocreaceae. The coding region runs from base 1 to 1023 and encodes 340 amino acids. Gene Ontology annotation, molecular function: transcription cis-regulatory region binding; zinc ion binding; DNA-binding transcription factor activity, RNA polymerase II-specific. Gene Ontology annotation, cellular component: nucleus.
AUGGAGUCCGAUACCUCCCACGAACCAACUUUGGCGGGGUCGCUGGCUCCAGCACCAUACGGAAGGGCAUGCGUGGCGUGCUCCCGAGCCAAAUGCAAAUGUUUCUAUCGGUCUGAUGGUUCGGGAUGUGAGAGAUGCCAUCGUCUUGGUAAAGCUUGCGAACAGACGUCGUCUAUACGCAAACGCAGGACUCAAAAGGCUUCCUCUCGAUCAGUGCAGCCGCCACCACCCAGGAAUCUACUAGAAGAGAAGCUGGACAAUGUUUUAUCCAUUUUGCGCUCCCAGGCAUCCACCAAACAGCUUGUCGAACAAACCCUCGAAGGUGAACCAAGUAAUAACACCACUCUAUCGAACAUAAACUCGCUGCGUAAUCCUAUCACUCCAUCGAUUGCACGUGGUCCAGAAGUCGUUAUUGACACGACUGAAAGCGCUGUCCACCUGCUCCGGCCAGCCGAGAGCGCAGAUGAUUCACCGUCGGGCGCUACUAGCCCUCAAUUACUAAUUGCUGGCGAUGUGCCUAUUCAUGGCAUCACGGCUUUGAAUGCCGAGGAGCAACUGGCAACAUUUCGUCGUGCUUUUAUCCCCGCAUUUCCAUUUAUUCAUAUUCCAACCACAACAUCUGCUUCAGAUUUAUAUAGGGAGAAGCCUUUCGUUUGGCUUGUCAUAAUCGCCUUAACCACGAAGGUCGUCUCAAAGCAGUUCGAUCUCGCAGAUCAUAUUUGGAAAAUUAUCUCUCAACGAGUCUUAUGUGAACAUCACGCAAAUGUAGAUCUCCUUCUCGGUAUAAUUUGCUUUGCCUCUUGGUCCCAUUACUUUAAGAAAGACAAACCCUUCAUGACCAUGCUUACCCAGAUGGCCGUGUCCAUGGCGUUUGAACUUGAUUUACACAAAGAUACAACCCCUGGGAUAUCACCACGUGACAAACCUAGCCGUCUAUUAACCCGCCAGACAUAUGUAAGGCCCGUUCGAACCAUAGAGGAACGUCGCACAUUUGCUGCAUUGUACUAUCUUACCUCUGCGUGA